Musa acuminata AAA Group (dessert banana) is the source of this 915-nucleotide messenger RNA. RefSeq names its product probable CCR4-associated factor 1 homolog 11. Gene Ontology annotation, molecular function: poly(A)-specific ribonuclease activity; nucleic acid binding. The record is from RefSeq and is a predicted model, not a curated record. The coding region runs from base 1 to 915 and encodes 304 amino acids. NCBI's taxonomy places the organism in Eukaryota, Viridiplantae, Streptophyta, Magnoliopsida, Zingiberales, Musaceae. The transcript is spliced from 4 exons. Gene Ontology annotation, cellular component: P-body; CCR4-NOT complex; CCR4-NOT core complex.
AUGGCCAUCAACGUGGGGAAGGCAAACCUUGUGGAGCACUUGGAGCUCAUCCUCAGUCUCCGUGGCUCCUACCCGAUAGUGGCAAUCGAUACGGAGUUCCCGGGGUUCAUUCGCGACACCCCUCGCGAUGCCACCGAAGAAGAAAGAUACAAUGACGUGAAGCACAACGUGGAUAACAUGCACCUGAUCCAGCUGGGCGUCGCCUUGUUCGACGAAGGCGGCAACACCCCAUGGCCGGGGUGCUGUUGGCAGUUCAAUUUUUCGGAUUUCGAUCCCGAUGUGGAUGCUUCCUCUCCCGACUCCAUCGAGUUGUUGACACAGAGCGGGCACGACUUCCAGCAAUACCGACGACACGGCAUCGACGCGCGGCGGUGCGCCUAUCUGGUAUGCGUGAAGCUCUUCUGCCAACCCUACAGCUCCAAGUAUGUUACGUUUCAUGGACUCUACGACGUGGCAUUCGUGAUAAAGAUGAUCACCCGAGCCCCACUGCCCAACACCUUGAACGAGUUCUCUGAUUUGGUUCUGGUAGAACCUAGGAGAUUGGUGAGAGGCGAGAUGGACCUCAAGAUGGGAAUUGGAGCAAAAGUUACUGUUGUGGUUGUUGGCAAGUACAAGUCCGAGGCCUUCGAGAAAUUCAGGAAGUAUAAGAACAAAGUGGAGAAUCAGACUAGAAAGAGUAUUAAGAUCUUCGAUCAAAUCGAGGAGCUCAAUGGUGUAUCCGAAAGGAGGAAUUGCACACUAUUAGAUAUAGUGCGGUUAAUGAUAAAUUUCGCCGACCUCCCCGUCUCAUUCUAUGGAUACACCCUAAAGAUCGUAGAUUACCUUCUGAACAGAAUUCCAACUAAGUCGGUGGUAUCUACUCCAUAUGAGAUAUGGAAAGGGAAAAAGCUCGAUCUUAAGGUUGUUAAGAUUUAG